Ectocarpus siliculosus is the source of this 1071-nucleotide messenger RNA. Lineage: Eukaryota; Phaeophyceae; Ectocarpales; Ectocarpaceae. The record is from the annotation of a GenBank genome assembly.
AUGGACGGGGGCGGCAGCUGUGCGGAUCUACUCUACCGCAAGCGGGGCAGAGUCUUCCCCGAAACCGGGUGCGCCCUGGAUAACCUGUCCCUAGAGGUGAACGCCCUGACGUCACCGCUGGAAGGGGGCGACGUCUUCGUUGCCAGCUUUCCGGUCGAGGGGAGUUCCAGUAGCUCGGGAGGGGGGCACAUCGUGGCAAAGCAACCGGCGGCGGGGUCCCCAUCCUUACAGCUGGAAGUCGGCCUUCUGGUCCCCGGAGCGCAAUUCACGGACCCGUCGAUGUCGGCAUCGACACCCGCUGUCGAAGACGGAGAAAAAUCGGCAGCAGCAGCAGCGGCGGCGGCGGCGGGUUCCGACGGAGGACGAGAGUGCUCCAGGGCUAGGGUGGAGGUCCGCGUCGAUGGCGGUGGCGGCGGCGGCGAGAACGGAGGGCAAGGCACUGGUGGGGCGGCGGCGGCGUUGGGGCCGAUCGUGACGGUGACGCGGGAGCGCAAGUAUCGCGACGACUUCGACGACGGCUUGCUGUACAAGGGCGGCGGGCUAGACUCCCAAAAGCUGCGCGGUCUCCUGCGGUCCAAGUGCUUCGCCGAGUACGAGGAAUCCCCGACGACCGACGACUUGGCGGGGAACUGGGUCUCAGGACCGGGGCACUGGCAGCUGUUCCGCACCCACGCUGCGGGCGGCUCGGCCCCCCGCGCGUGCGCUCCCACGGGCGGCGGCGGCGCAACCUUCGACCGAGAGACCGCCGGCAUCAAGACCCUGCUGCUGCCCGGCGGCAUCACCGUGCGCUCGGGGCCGUGGCUCGGCGCCGCCGCGGCCGACGGGACCUCGAGCGCUCCGGAAAAAAGGUGGGGCGCCGCCGGGGCGGCGCUGGCCGGCGAAACGGCUGGGUUUCCCACCGAGGAGGCGGAGCCCUGGGCGGUGGAGGUGGGGUGGUUCGUCGUGGAGGGUGGCGAGGGGGGAGCGAGCGCCGCCAUCUCGAGGGAGAAGCGGGAGGUCCUGACGACCGUGGUGGACGCGAGGACGAUGACGCCGCUGGGGGCAUGGAGAGGGGACGAGAGGCGGGGUUGA